UUGGUCUAAACCCGGAUCCAAAUUGCUAACCCAGCAGCAGGCAACACCAAAAUUCUCUUCUGCUUCACUCUAUAAACCAAAAAAAAAACAGAUAGAAGGCACAAUCCCCAAGCUCCAAUCACAGUACUAAAACGGUAAUUUUCUUCUGUAAUUAUCCAAAAUUCCCUAAUUACUUACACUUUUUGGUGUAAUUUUAGGUGCACAUAUUAAACAAGAAUAUGAAUGCCCUAGUGAAUGAGUUCAUAAUCAAGCUUAAGAAACGGAAAAUUGAGGGGUCGAAAGCAACAGCAAAAGUAACAGCAGAAGUGUUACGGUCGUGUAUAUCGCAACAGAGACUACCUCAUACCAAUCAGGCAGCUGCUCUCAUUGAUGCAAUCAGAGCUAUUGGGGAAAAAUUGAUUGCUGCUAAUCCAGUUGAGCUCGCUGUCGGUAACAUUGUUAGGCGAGUUCUUAACAUUAUAAGGGAGGAGGAUGUAUCUUUGACAACUGCUGCUGUUGGUGGGUUGGGUGUAUCGGCUGGAAGUGAUGAUGAAGAUGAUUUCAAGCAAGAUGAUCAUCCAGAUUUAUCUGCCACAGCUGUGGCUGCUGCUGCUAGAAGCACCUUGAGAGCACCUUCCUUGCAGACCCUCCUUGAAGACAUCCCACAAUCAACAGCUGUACCUCAUGCACCUUCUUCUGGUGGUGAUUCUGAAGGAAAAACCAAAUCUGCUGAUAAGAAUUCAACGAGCAGGAAACUAAAGCAUAAUGUCAUUGAGGCUGUUAAUGAACUUAUUCAAGAUAUUGCUACUUGCCACGAACAGAUUGCUGAACAAGCAGUUGAGCAUAUCCAUCACAAUGAGGUAAUCUUAACUUUAGGCAAUUCAAGAACGGUGAUGGAAUUUCUAUGUGCUGCAAAGGAAAAGAAGAGAUCUUUCCGGGUUUUUGUGGCAGAGGGUGCCCCAAGGUAUCAGGGACAUGCCCUUGCAAAAGAAUUGGUUGCCAGGGGCCUGCAGACCACGGUUAUCACUGAUUCUGCUAUUUUCGCAAUGAUCUCGAGAGUCAACAUGGUUGUAGUUGGAGCCCACGCUGUCAUGGCUAAUGGUGGGGUUAUUGCACCUGUCGGAAUGAAUAUGGUGGCUCUAGCAGCUCAAAGGCAUGCUGUUCCCUUUGUUGUUCUUGCAGGCACUCACAAGUUAUGUCCUUUGUAUCCGCACAAUCCAGAGGUCUUGCUAAAUGAAUUGAAGUCACCAGCUGAGCUACUGGAUUUUGGGGAAUUCUCAGAUUGCCUCGAUUCUGGGAGCAGCUCUGGUUCCCCUCUACUUCAUGUUGUUAAUCCCGCAUUUGAUUACGUCCCACCAAAUCUUGUUAGUUUGUUUAUAACAGACACGGGUGGACAUAAUGCUUCAUACAUGUAUCGGCUCAUAGCUGACUAUUAUUCUGCUGAUGAUUUUGUGGUGAAACAGAUCGAUUUCUUGAAAUAGUAUCAAGCUUCAGCUGUUCUAUAAAUAUCAGUGAGCUAUCGUUUCUUAAGCAUCAAUGCAUUUCUCAGAUAAGUUAUGGUGUCCAAAAAUUUGACUGUAGUGGGGCUGUGGUGUAGCAACAAGGCACGAAUGUGGAAUAGUUGCAUGAAACGCGUUUUUUUUUGCUUUGUUCAUUUCUUCCUCUUAAUUGGAUUCACAUUUAAAACAUCUAUUUUUUCCUACUUUCCUCUUUUGUUUGUUCAUAGCACUGCCAUACUGCAGCCUCGAAUUUUCUAUGGUCAACCUGUCUUACUUUCACCUGUUCAAAUUGAAAUAAGUUAUUAGCCUUGUCCAAUAUUCCAGAUAGUAUUGCCAAGUAGUUUGACCGAUAAAAGCAGAAUCAUCGAGAAACUAAGAAAAAGCAAAGAACUUGAGUUGUUUUUGCAAAGUUUCUCUUGCUCUUUAAUCCAGUUUAAUUCUUUCAAGAGGAAAAUCUGCAAAAUACUGAGUAGUUCCACCCAAAGAGAGUCCUGUUUGUUAUUGCAUCCGCUAACUUUAGACCAUGCUACUAGCUGUUGGAUUUCGUUACAAACUAAUCCUAUAGUUGAUUGACGCUCAGGUAACUCAUUCAGCUGAACCUAAAACAAGCUGCAGGCAAGGAGUCCUCUCCUGGAUUUAUUACAAGUACAUGAGAAGGCCGAAUUAAAUGUAUACCCGGAUGAAGUUCGUGUAAAGACGCUUGAACAACAGGCAUUAUAGUCAAAAUGACAAGUUUAGUAAUCAUAUUCUUUUUCAUUUGUCCAAGAGGCUACACCUAUAUUGUACUGACUGCAAUAAGCAGAUGAAGAGAGCCUCCCGAUUUUGGAGUGUAGAUUGUUUUUGAUAUUAGAUUUGUGCUUGAAUAUUGUGCUUUGGGAUAUAUACAGCGCAUUUUUUAUGGGCU
Molecule: messenger RNA, 2382 nt
Organism: Lycium ferocissimum
Lineage: Eukaryota; Viridiplantae; Streptophyta; Magnoliopsida; Solanales; Solanaceae
Exons: 9
Coding region: 219-1460 (413 amino acids)
Biological process (GO): translational initiation
Cellular component (GO): eukaryotic translation initiation factor 2B complex
Molecular function (GO): translation initiation factor activity; guanyl-nucleotide exchange factor activity
Source: RefSeq, a predicted model, not a curated record